Molecule: messenger RNA, 2217 nt
Organism: Lytechinus variegatus (green sea urchin)
Lineage: Eukaryota; Metazoa; Echinodermata; Echinoidea; Temnopleuroida; Toxopneustidae
Product: polypeptide N-acetylgalactosaminyltransferase 16-like
Exons: 10
Coding region: 310-1194 (294 amino acids)
Cellular component (GO): Golgi apparatus
Source: RefSeq, a predicted model, not a curated record
UCAUAAAAUCUACUACUCUCUUAGUAGGGACCCCUUUCUCUUAAACAUCCCCCCUUUGUUUUAAUUUCUGUUUUUCUUUCAUUAAACUGGGCGAGCAGAAGCCAGAUGUAGUAGUUAGCCCAACUAUUGACAUCAUCAGUUUGGAAACAUUCAACUACACAAGAACCAUGGAGAACCUUCGUGGAGGAUCCAACAAGAGUAGUGAGUCCAAUCAUCGAUGUCAUCAACACACAAACGUUCAACUAUGUUGGAGCGUCGCCGGACCUAAGGGGAGGUUUUGAUUGGAGUCUUCAUUUCAAAUGGGAGCAUAUGUCAUCAGAACAGAAGUAUAAGAGAAAAGAUCCAACAAUGCCUAUACAGACGCCAAUGAUUGCAGGAGGCUUGUUUGUGAUCAGUCAUGAUUGGUUUGAUAAACUGGGAAAGUAUGACAGCUUGAUGGACAUCUGGGGAGGAGAAAACUUUGAAAUCUCUUUCCGAGUGUGGCAAUGUGGAGGUAGUUUAGAAAUCAUUCCAUGCAGUCGGGUAGGACAUGUCUUUCGCAAGAAACACCCUUAUACAUUCCCAGAUGGAAAUGCCAAUACUUAUAUCAGGAAUACGAGAAGGACUGCAGAAGUAUGGAUGGAUGAAUUCAAGGUUCUUUUUUAUAAUGCUAGACCUUCUGCCAGAGGAAAAUUUUAUGGAGACGUGAGCGAGAGGAAGGAGUUACGGAAACAGCUGAAAUGCCAAUCAUUCAAGUGGUAUCUAACCAACGUAUAUCCUGAGCUCAAGAUUCCUGGUCCUAAUGAGUUAGUAUAUGGUCAGAUCAAACAAGGUAAUACCUGUUUGGAUUCUUCGCCCCAUCCGACUGGCUCGGCAUGGCCUCCUGUCAUGGCUCGAUGCUCAAAGAAACAAAAACGUCAGUCGUGGAUAAUAACAAAAGAUGACACAGUCGAACAGGAUUCUAUGUGCUUGACUGUCACCUCAACUCAUGAAGACUCGCGGGUUUAUAUCUCUAGCUGCAUUCCAAAUGAUAUCAAACAGAAAUGGACGAGAAUGGAAAACUGUCUACAGCAUACUCUAAGCAAAUUGUGUCUUGAUAAUCAAAUACCACAGAAAGGUCUUAUAGUCAAACAGUGUAACGAAGACUCAAAAACGCAAUCCUGGUUUAUACUACCAUCUUCCACCCUUAAUAGAGAUGAACACUCGCUAAGGUGACCCUAGUGGAACAAGGUCAUAUGUCUGAUCAGGGAGGUAUUACAGGACUAGCAAUUUCAUGGAUGGGGAAAAAAUGUUAUUUUUAUAUUUCAUUAUGAUAUAUCACCUGUAUUGUGCAUUAUACUUUAUGCAUAUACACAUAGUUUGUCAGAUUAUAACAUGUUGAAUAUCGAAUUAAUGUGCCAAAAUUAGAAAUAAGUAUGUAUAUUUCAGCCUGCAUUCAUACAAGUUUCUGGUGCUUAUGAUGGUUCACCGCUGAUGUAGACAUUGUUUAUAUUUUCUUUUGUUGUUUUAUAUUAUUUGUAAAUGAAUUGUGUGUCCUAUUUGUUAUAUACUUUAUUUUUUGUAUUGUUUUGUAUGUACUUUAUUUUUUGUAUUGUUUUGUAUGUAUAGAUCUAAUAUAUUAGCAGUAGACUGCUAGCUAGUACCCUUACAUUGGACCGGGGCUGAAAUAAAACAACUCGACCUUUAAAAACAAAAUGUCAGAUGUAUCAGAUAUUGCUGGUUCUUUAAACCCCUUCUGUUUUUUUCCACAACUUUACUUUGUAUCAAUUUUUUUUCUUUUAAGUAGAAAAGAUAAGUUUUAAACAUUUCAAUUGCCAGUCAGUUUUCUUUGAUGGUAUUCUUUGUAUGGUUUUACAUUUUAUUUGAAAAUGCUAUAAAUGUAGGAUUUUACAUUAGCUAAGAAAUAUGGUUAUGAUAACAGUAUCACAUGAUUUUUACUGCAUAGCAUGUUUAGGUCAAUAUUCUUUGCCGUUAUGGAAUUAGGCAUUGCUUGCCAAUAUUUUUUGCAUGUGACUCAAUUCACAUCUCGACUGCAUUUCAAGAAGUGAGCGAAAAUAGCAGCUCAUAGACGUACAAUAAUAGUUUUUCCUGUAUGAAGAGGCUACAAAGUAUCUUGACAAUUAUGCUUCACAGACAGGAAUAGGAGUUGUGCUUUUACUUGAUUUUUUUUUGUUCAUUCUUAGGAAUUGGAAUUUUAUUCUUUUAGAAGAAAUGUAGAGCAUAGCAAGUGGUCAUUAG